CUAUUUCAUUCUUCGGAAAUCUCUCUCUCCGAAAUGGUGAAAUUUUGACGUUCGUAGCGAAGAAGAUAGACAUUUGUUAGAACUAAUAUUAAAAAGCGCAAAUUUUGAUCUACGAAGGCUCACUUUUUUUCUCUCUUCUCUUUCUCGGAGAAACAACCAAACAGAAAAUGGCGGCAUACAGAGCCGACGACGAUUACGAUUAUCUGUUCAAGGUUGUUUUGAUAGGCGAUUCAGGUGUCGGGAAAUCUAAUCUGCUCUCCAGAUUUACCCGGGACGAGUUCAGCCUUGAAUCUAAAUCCACGAUCGGUGUCGAAUUCGCUACGCGAAGCAUCCACGUUGAUGAUAAGGUCGUUAAGGCACAGAUUUGGGAUACUGCCGGCCAAGAAAGAUACCGUGCAAUCACAAGUGCGUACUAUCGAGGAGCUGUUGGUGCAUUGCUUGUCUAUGAUGUCACCCGUCAUGUUACUUUUGAGAACGUGGAGAGAUGGUUGAAGGAGCUGCGGGAUCACACAGACUCUAAUAUUGUGAUCAUGCUUGUGGGGAAUAAGGCUGACCUUCGUCACCUGCGAGCUGUUUCUACAGAAGAUGCAAAGGCAUUUGCUGAGAGAGAGAACAACUUUUUCAUGGAGACAUCUGCCCUGGAGUCUAUUAAUGUGGAGAGUGCCUUCACAGAAGUGCUCACCCAGAUCUACCGUGUCGUUAGCAGGAAGGCUCUGGACAUCGGGGAUGAUCCUGCUGCCUUGCCCAAAGGACAGAUGAUCAGUGUGGGUGGUAGGGAUGAUGUAUCAGCUGUGAAGAAAGUCGGAUGCUGCUCAAACUAAUCUGAAGAGGAGGAUGUAGCAGUACUGAUCGAAAGAUGUUCCCUGUUCUUUUAAUUGGAAAUCCAAAUUCUGUGGUGUCAGACCUGUUUGUAUUUGUCGGGAAACUGGUUUGACACCAAUAGGAGAAGGCUCUCUCUCGGCAAACUGGUAUGUAUUCAUGGAUUGGGAUAUUUUAAAGUUAGUCCAUUGUUAACCAAAAGGUUUUGGAUUUAAGAGGAAUGUCAUCAAUGGCUGUUAAAUCUCUUUGCAUCUGAUGUCCGACUCCAUCACUCCAUGCUGUUUUCACCUAGUUUGAAAAUUUUCCUCCCUCGUUGUAUUA
Molecule: messenger RNA, 1140 nt
Organism: Nelumbo nucifera (sacred lotus)
Lineage: Eukaryota; Viridiplantae; Streptophyta; Magnoliopsida; Proteales; Nelumbonaceae
Product: ras-related protein RABA1f-like
Molecular function (GO): GTP binding; GTPase activity
Source: RefSeq, a predicted model, not a curated record